Molecule: messenger RNA, 4253 nt
Organism: Protopterus annectens (West African lungfish)
Lineage: Eukaryota; Metazoa; Chordata; Ceratodontiformes; Protopteridae
Gene: NTNG2
Product: netrin G2
Exons: 8
Coding region: 1292-2890 (532 amino acids)
Source: RefSeq, a predicted model, not a curated record
AGUUACGCAGCCCGGCUCAAGCACUGAGAUAAAAGCUCAGAUGGUGAUUGAAAGUGAUGGCAAACGGAUUUAGCCACUGUAUUAAGUUGACGAGGUAGUUCGGUAGGGGAGGCUACUGGGCUGCAAAUAGAGUUGCUGUUACAAGUUGACCCCCUUGCAAAAUGGGUUGUCAUUAGUUCUAAAGCAAAAAAAAAACAAAAAAACGCUGAAGGGGGAAACGAGAGCAUCAGGAGAAAGUUAACUUGUAACGAGUUGCAGACUGACGAGAAUCUACUGGACGCCGGACAGGUGCACGGCGGCAUCUUGUAGCUGAAACCUAAGGUAAACCUUGCACACUCCGACUUUAGUGGGGUCCGUAACUGCGAGCUCCAGACAUUGCAUAUGUGGGUGCCAGGAGGUCUCAUGCGUUGUCUGUAGAUCAGGCACGAGACAGGUGCACGGUGUGUGCCCCUGGGGUGAAUUUCCCGGACCAAGUGGCAAGAGGGCUAAUCCGGUUCUGCGAGCCGCUGCAGCGGCUGGAUGUGUUUUGGAAAGAUGUCAGUCUGGGGGUUCCCAGCCCCGAACUCGGACUUCAGGCAGGUUCUGUUGCGGGAUGAGAACCCCAGCCUUUAAGUGGAAGCACUAAUUUGUUUGGAUCGUGGCAGUUGUUCUUCCGAAGCAGUUACUUCACUUUUCAGAGUGGAACUAAUUUCUUUUUACUGGAAACUUGCUUCAUCAGUGCCUUUCUUAAGCAGCAUACAGCAUUUUCUUAUAGUGAAAAAAAAUCAUGUCUUCUAUCCAAGUAAAGAAAAAUGCACGUUCGUGUAUUACGAUACUGGCAGAACGUAACAUGUGAAGCUCCAUGCCAAACUGGAAGACUUUAGUGCUGCGAGAAGGAAAUAAAGGCCAAGAAAGAGAGACAGAGUGGAAGAGAAUGACUGAGAGAGAGAGAGUCAGAAGCUACCUGUUUAAUUCAGUGAUACUCUUAUAAAACUUGCAGUGCUUCUGAGUAAAGAACAAAAAUAAAAUUAGGCACUGAGCUGAAAGCAGAAGAACUGUGAGUGACAUUAACUUAAAAAGUAUACAGUUUUAAUCUCAUUCACUAUACAGACAUUUGAAGACCUGGGAACUUCUCAGGCACUUGGAUUCUAACCAAAGAUAACCUUUAGUGGAGAUUUGCUUUGCUCUUGUCAAGAUGCAUCAUAGUCACAACAGAUGAAUGGCACCUUGUUUCCAUGCUGAGCUUGACGGUAACUCCACAGUCAGUGGCUGCCUCUUCUAGGACCCUAUUUGACACCUUGACCUUGGGACCAUGGACUUGGUCCCAGCAGUCAUGUUGCAGUUGACUGUGGUUUUUUUGCACUGCCUCCUAUCAGUAAUGGCUCAGUAUGAUGUGUGCCAGUACCGUGUGUCAAGAGAGGAUGGUGUAUCGCUGGAGUUUUAUGCCUGCCAACCAAAACCAAUGGCAAUGAAGGAAUAUGCAAGAGUGAAUGUAGACCCUCCUGGGAUCACUUGUGGAGAUCCACCUGCAAGUUUCUGUACUCAUGAAAACCCGUACUUGUGCAGCGACGAAUGUGAUGCAUCAAAUCCUGACCUCGCUCACCCAAUACAAUUUAUGUUUGAUAAAGAGCAGCACGGACUCACAACAUACUGGCAAAGUGUAUCCUGGAGCAAGUAUCCCCAGCCAUUAACAGCUAAUAUCACUCUGUCUUGGAACAAAAGCAUUGAGCUAACAGAUGACAUCACCAUCACUUUUGAGUAUGGUCGGCCCACCGUAAUGAUAUUGGAAAAGUCUCUGGAUUAUGGGCGGACAUGGCACCCAUAUCAAUAUUAUGCUGAUGACUGUUUGGAGGCCUUUGAAAUGCCUGCAAGGAAGGUGCAGGACCUGACCAUCAGUAGUGCUAAUAGGGUUAUUUGUACAGAGGAGUACUCUAGGUGGGCGGGCUCCAAAAACCAAAAGAAUGUCCAUUUUGAAGUACGGAACCGCUUUGCCAUAUUUGCUGGCCGUGAACUUCGGAACAUGGGCAACGUUUAUAUGAAGUUUGAGAGUACAAAGGGCUGGAAAGAAUUUUUUACUCUAACAGAUCUUCGUCUGAGGCUGCUAAGGCCAGCACUUGGUGGAACAUAUGUCCAACGUGACAACUUGAAUAAAUAUUUCUAUGCCAUUUCAAACAUUGAAGUAACAGCCAGGUGUAAAUGUAACCUGCACGCCAAUGUUUGCUCCUUUAAAGACAAUAACUUACAGUGUGAGUGUCAACAUAACACCACUGGCCAGGACUGCGGAAAAUGCAAGAAGAAUUACAGAGCCAAGUCUUGGAGACCAGGGUCAUAUAUUCCCUUACCUAAUGGAUCCCCAAAUGUAUGCUCAGCUGCGGGACAGGCUUUUGGCAACUGUGAAUGCUAUGGUCACUCUAACCGCUGCAGUUAUAUCGAGUUCCUGAAUGUCAUGACAUGUGUCAGCUGCAAGCACAACACCAGAGGGCAGCACUGCCAGCAUUGUCGACUGGGGUACUACCGGAACACGUCUGCUGAAUUGGAUGAUGAAAACGUGUGCAUAGAAUGCAACUGCAACCCAGCAGGGUCACUUCAUGACCGCUGUAAUGAAACAGGGUUCUGUGUGUGCAAAGAAGGAGCCACGGGGUUUAAGUGUGAUGAUUGCCUACCAGGCUAUUAUUGGAAACAGGGAUGCUUUCCUAACGUGUGUGACGAGAUGCUAAUCUGCCAGAAUGGAGGGACCUGUUACCAGAACCAAAGGUGCAUCUGUCCAAGUGGUUACAAGGGCAUCCUGUGUGAGCAGCCAAAGUGUGAAGCAGCAGAUGAAACAUGUGAUACUGCCACAGUUUACCUCAGCUCCUUUUUCAUUCUUCUCACAGCACUAAUUCUGCAGCUGGUAAUAGUGACUGACUAUUAGCUUAAUAUUCCAAAGCAUUUGCUACAAUUGAUCACAGGAAGGGGCACUGGCAUGUGCAUUUUGAGGGAUGGAAACAUUGCACCUCAGGUACAAAGAAUGCACUGCAGAUACAGAGCAGACAAUCCCCUUUUUCAUGUAAAGUACUGCAAAAUCACCACAUGAGUGAGAUUUUAAGGAGAAGGGUGACAGUGACAGGUAAAGUGCAAAGAGAAUGGCGUCUGAUCAAAUAAAGAAACUUCUAGAAGUUCUGUCUUCAUUGGAUAUGACACUUUGUCCUAUCAGAAAAAAAUGAUUAGAGUAUUAAACACUACAAGUAAGAAACAAGCUACCAAUAAAAGACGUUUACAAAAUUGCUGCCUCUUCCCACCUUUGUGUAUUGCCUAGCGACAUUGCGGCCUACAAUAUUAGUUGCUAAUUUAUUGAUUUUUUUGUGCAAUAUAGCAGGGAAUAAAUGGGACAUUGUGUGCACUGUAAAAAUUAAACAAAAAGGAUUAUAAAGCAGAAACCUAUAAGUAUACUGUAUCUAUACUUGUUUGAAUACUUUUUUGUAGAAGAUUAUUUUUGUUUUAACAAAAUGUUAUCAUAAAACUCCAAAAAGGACAAAAAUUGCCAUGAGCAGUUUUAUUGUGGUGUAUAACCUUACAGUAAAGUGACUGUUAAUUACCACUUGUCCUAUAUUGUUAUUCUGUCUGUGUAUAUUGUGUAAGAAUCAAUUAUAACUGCCUAUUUUUGUUCUAAAAUGAAUAAUUUUCAGCCCUUUUCUGUGGCUUGUUAUUCAAACAAAAAGCUCAUUUGAAUUACUAGCUUUUCUAGUGGAUGUAUUUUACCAGAAUGAUUGGUAUACUGCACACUAUCAUAAUGACCUAAGUCCUUAUGAAUUUCAUAUUCAAAAUAAAAUGAGUUACAGAGGUCAGUGGAGAAGAAGGUAAAACAUUCUCUCCCAAGAAUGAUGCAGGUAUGCAUAGCACAAAAGCAACAUCUGAAAGCAAUAUGGUGCCAUUACAACUGUCUAGCAAUCUAAUAGUCUAAUACACAGGAUGAAGGCCCUGAGCUGCUGACUGCUGGAAUCACAGGUUUGCUUCCCUAUGGUUCUAUUUUCCCAUUCACUUAACCAGACAGUGCUCCAGAGCCAAGCCUAGAAAAUGCACUUGUACUUAGUGGCUUUACCCAUUUAAGUAAAUUAAAUGAAAACUGUGGUUAGCUGUAUGCUGGCUGGUUCCUAAACUGUUAGUGUGUUGUAUGAUUCCAUGGCAGAGAAAAAACACUGGACAUAAACAAUUUAGCAAUUCAUUCAUACAUUAAGAUGCCCCAUCAGCUGUCUAUGAAUUUAUGUGGUUCUAGGCACAAUAAAACGUUAUCUAAG